AUGGACAAAGAAGUUCAGCAGCUGGUGGAGAUGGGAGCCACAGUCGCGCAAGCGCGAGCAGCUCUUAAGCAGUACAAAGAUGUUAUGCAAGCCGCAGAGCGCAUCUUUGAUGGCCACUUCGACAACGUCGUUGACGACGAUGGGGAUGUACGCAUGGCAGCAGAGCCUACGAGAACGCCCGGAUCCGAAGACGAUGCUAUAGAUGUUGACGAAGAUGAUGAUGGCGAACUGGAUGAUGAUGAUGAAGGGGAGGAUUACGCGGACUACGACUCUGAUUACGAUGCCAAACCUACCAAUGGUGGGAAGACAGAUGCAGCCGACCCUUACGCAGGUAUAUUCUUCUCGAAGGACCGUCGCGAAGAAGUCAUCGAAGUCGAUGAAGAUUCGGAAGUCGCGUUCAUUCCGGAGGCAAAUGAACCCGUCAAAUUGAUGACGCAGGGUCAAUGGAUGAAAGGAUGCCCAGAGGGAGGAGAGCAGAGUUUCCUCUUCGCCCUCUACACCGAGUUGACCCAUGGCCCAUGUCGCUGCCCUCAAGAUUGUGGAUCUUCUGUCACGAGGAAGAAAAGUGACUUCUUCGCCAUCUUUUCCGAUUUCUCGACAUACAUCGAGCAUAUCCGAAAGAUAGUCAGGCAGCAGUGCCCACGCUGUCAGUCGGAAUUCUGCUUCGCAUGCGGGGAGUCUGUCUCAGCGGACAAAGGGAAGAGGCCGGGUAUGGGCUCGGACGAACCACUAUUCCACUGCUCUAAUCUACAAGGGGUCAUUUUGGGUGUUGGCCUCUUCAUGUUGGAACAGAUGUACUACGAACAGGUGCACGAUUCCUCGAGCAGCUCAGAUACCCAGCCUCGGAAUAACAAACGUAGGAAAGUCGAUAGCUCUGGCACCCGCGUAUCAUCUCAUUCGAGCACCCCAGUCGAUGACGACGACGACGUCUACUACGCUACUGUUCAGGGAAAGAAAGCUAAAGGCGGAACUGGGUACGCAGGCGAUGUAAAGGAAGAUACGACUGGGCAAAUGCAAGCUCUCGCCAACCAGAAAGCUAAAGACGAGAAAAUCGGAAAUCUACUUACCAGCAUUCGGAAUUACCUACCUUCGUUGCAUCGAGAAGGCGGUGCCCGUACAAGCGAUUAUCUUGUCCAUCCUACGGCUUUGGCUCACCUAAGAAGAAGGUUUAACGCGAUAUGCAGUUCCCUCUUGAGAAACGACUCUCUUGCGGACAUGUCCGAUCGCUCUGUAUUGUACUUUGAACUUUUGGAAUGGCUAGAGACUAUUAGCAAUCACGAAGCACUGGCUAGCAUGAUGGCCAUGCCUAUCAUGGCCGUUGUCUCCUCGAAGGAGAAAGCACCAGAGGGGAAGUCUACAUCCAAGAUUCGAGAGAAGAUCAUUAUCUACGAAGGGAGCUCGGGACCACGCGAGUUACUUGAAGGAAUUGCCAUCCAGGCCCAAGCAGCCCUCAAAGGCCUGGAAGGCAUGAAACCAGCAGAAGUGCAGGAACAGGAGAUGACCGAGGAACAGAAACGUAUGACCAACGAUACGAAGGGGAAGUCCAAAGAAACCGCGCAACCUGUUUCCGAAGAGAACAUGAAGCUCCUCAGCUUUUGUCGGCGGAUUCUUGCUACGACCAACGCCAUUGACAGAUCUCUGCGCGAAACAAAGGGCGAUGCUUUCGUCGACCGACUACAUGCAUCGCUGCCGAAGGUAUAUACCUCAUCCGCUGAAGAGCUUCCGCGAGUUGAUGCGGGUGCAACGGAAGAGAGCGCCAGAAAAGCGUACAUGGAGUGGGCAACUCGCGUUCGCUUCGAGUAUUGCGACCUCACCAUCCCACCGGAGAACGCCAAACCAGACGAGGAUCAAUCACCGAACUACAAAUUCUACUACAACAACGAAGCCCGCAUGCUCGCGAAUUCCGAUAUACCGAAGCGGUCUUUGGCCAUUGCGAAAGAGCUUGCCAUUCUCACCACAAAUUUACCUGUGGCAUGGGACUCUUCUAUAUUUCUGCGCGUAGAUGAGAGUCGAGUGGAUGUGAUCAAGGCCCUGAUCACCGGCCCAGAGGGCACUCCCUAUCUCUUUGAUAUCUUCCUUGGGUCUAGCUACAAUCAGUCACCACCAAGCGUCAAGUAUAUGACGACAAAUGGGGGGAAGUUCCGUUUCAAUCCCAACCUCUAUGCUGAUGGGAAAGUAUGUUUGUCAUUGCUGGGCACAUGGUCGGGUCCAGGUUGGGUUGCUGGCAGGUCAACCCUGCUCCAAGUUCUCAUUUCCAUUCAAUCCAUGAUCUUGUGCGACGAACCGUAUCUUAAUGAGCCUGGAUGGGCAUCCAGCGGAGGCACGCCUCAGUCCCAAGCCUACUCUGCUAAUAUUCGUCGGAUGGUUGUCAAGACUGCCAUGCUAGGCAACCUAAAGAACGCGCCCGAACCUUUCGCAGACGUCAUUCGUACCCACUUCCGGCUCAAGGCCGAAUCGAUUAAGAAGCAAUUAGACGUCUGGCUCGCGAAAGACGACGGCAAGGUGACCAGCGGAGACGGUGGGUACAACGGCAUGGCCAAAGCCGACGCGACGGGCAGCAGCAACGGGUUUCUGAAAGACAUAAAUGAGAUGAAAGCAAUGCUAACACAACUGCAAGAGACAAAGUAG
Pleurotus ostreatus (oyster mushroom) is the source of this 2628-nucleotide messenger RNA. RefSeq lists its product as uncharacterized. Gene Ontology annotation, molecular function: ubiquitin conjugating enzyme activity. NCBI's taxonomy places the organism in Eukaryota, Fungi, Basidiomycota, Agaricomycetes, Agaricales, Pleurotaceae. The transcript is spliced from 15 exons. The record is from RefSeq and is a predicted model, not a curated record. Bases 1 to 2628 code for a protein of 875 amino acids.